AUGGCUCGUAACGAGGAGAAAGCGCAGUCCUUGCUGAACCGCUUCACCACGAUGAAGCAGGAGGAGAAGAGCAAGCCCCGCGAGCGCCGGCCGUACCUCGCCUCCCAGUGCCGGGACCUCGCCGACGCCGACCGCUGGCGUGGUGAGGUCCUGCGCGAGAUCGGCGUCAGGUUGGCCGAGAUCCAGAACGAGGGACUCGGGGAGCACCGCCUCCGAGAUCUCAACGACCAGAUCAACAAGCUUCUCCGCGAGCGCAGCCACUGGGAGCGCCGCAUCCUCGAGCUCGGAGGCCACGACUACUCUCGGAGCUCCGACGCCGCCCUGAUGACCGACCUCGACGGCAACAUCGUCGCCAUCCCCAACCCCUCGGGCCGUGGACCGGGCUACCACUACUUUGGCGCUGCCAAGAAGCUCCCCGGCGUCCGUGAGCUAUUUGACAAGCCACUUGACGUCCGCAAGCGCGGCACCCGCUACGGGAUUCACAAGCGCAUCAAUGCCGGGUACUGCAGAUACUAUUACUAUGACGACGAGGACGGUGCGCUUGAACCCCAUGAGGCUGCUGCUGAGAAGCGCAUGCGGCACGAGGUUGUCACGGAGUGGCAUCGUGUGGCGCGGGAGGCCAUGAAGAAUGUGGCGAGUGGCGAGGUGGCGGCUGCAGCAGGUGGGAGUGGUGGGGAGGCUGCUACUGCUAGAGAGGUGCUGUUCGAGGAGGUGGAGGAGGAGGUUGAGGAGGAGAUUGAGCGAACGGUGCUAGAGAAGAAGGAGGAGCUGCUGAGCAAGUACACAAGUGAUGCCGUGCAAGGCGAUCGAGCUGAUGGAGGCCAAGGAGAUAUGCUCAACGUGCAACGCUAG
This is a messenger RNA of Triticum turgidum subsp. durum (durum wheat), 852 nucleotides long. NCBI's taxonomy places the organism in Eukaryota, Viridiplantae, Streptophyta, Magnoliopsida, Poales, Poaceae. The record is from the annotation of a GenBank genome assembly.